Dunckerocampus dactyliophorus (ringed pipefish) is the source of this 2337-nucleotide messenger RNA. RefSeq names its product pyruvate kinase L/R (gene pklr). The transcript has 12 exons. The record is from RefSeq and is a predicted model, not a curated record. Gene Ontology annotation, cellular component: cytoplasm. Gene Ontology annotation, molecular function: potassium ion binding; magnesium ion binding; pyruvate kinase activity. Gene Ontology annotation, biological process: glycolytic process. Bases 126 to 1748 code for a protein of 540 amino acids. NCBI's taxonomy places the organism in Eukaryota, Metazoa, Chordata, Actinopteri, Syngnathiformes, Syngnathidae.
CUGUGUCGUCCUUCUCCCAAAGCACUGACGGAGUUGUCCAUCAGGUGGUGCUAAAGCUCCUCCUCUUCCUUCUCCUGCUUUGUUUGCUGCUGCUUGCCAAGCCUUCAUUGUGGGCUUGCAGCUUCAUGCGUGCUCCAGCUCGCAUCAGACGCUACUCAGAGGCCAUGACGUUGCCCGACUCUUUCAUCCAGCGCCAGCAGCUGGACGCCAGCAUGGCCGACACCUUCCUGGAGCAUCUGUGCCUGCUGGACAUCGACCAGGAGCCCAUCACGGCACGCAACACCAGCGUCGUCUGCACCAUCGGUCCUGCUUCGCGAUCCAUUCCCAAACUCCAGGAGAUGAUCAAAGCCGGAAUGAACAUCGCACGUUUGAAUUUCUCCCACGGUUCACACGAGUACCACGGGGAAACCAUCAAAAACAUCCGCGAGGCUGUGGAGACGAUAACCUCUGACCCCUUGUACUAUCGACCUGUGGCCAUCGCCUUGGAUACAAAAGGACCAGAGAUCCGUACGGGAUUAGUGAAAGGGAAAGUGGAGGGAGAGGUGCAGCUGGAAAAGGGCAGCCACGUCCGCGUGGCGACAGCAGAGUGUGACAAAGACAGCACAGACGGGAAGACCAUCUGGGUGGACUAUCCCAGUCUGCCUCGGGUGCUGAAGAAGGGAGGCAAGAUGUACAUCGAUGACGGCCUCAUUGGACUCAAAGUUCUGGAAACAGGUCCAGACUGGGUGGACGCGGUGGUGGAGGCCGGCGGCGUGCUGUGCAGCCGUAAAGGCGUCAACCUGCCCGGCUGCGACCUGCUCGGCCUUCAGGCGGUCAGCGAGCGAGACGAGGCCGACCUGAGGUUCGGGGUGGCGCAGGGUGUGGACAUGGUGUUUGCCAGCUUCAUCCGCUCGGCCCAGGACGUCAGGGAUGUACGACGGGCCCUGGGGGCCCACGGGAGGGAAAUCAAGGUGAUCAGCAAGGUGGAAAGUCGGCAAGGAGUCCAGAAUUUUGAGGAGAUCUUGGCUGAGAGUGACGGAGUGAUGGUUGCCAGGGGCGACCUGGGCAUUGAGAUCCCGGCGGAGAAAGUCUUCAUCGCCCAGAAGAUGAUGAUUGGCCGCUGCAACUCUGCUGGCAAGCCUGUCAUCUGUGCCACACAGAUGCUGGAGAGCAUGGUGUCCCACCCUCGGCCGACCAGAGCAGAGGGCAGUGAUGUCGCCAACGCCGUGUUGGAUGGAGCCGACUGUGUUAUGCUAUCCAGCGAGACCGCCAAGGGCCUAUUUCCUGUGGAGGCAGUAGCAAUGAUGCACUCGAUCUGCAGGGAGGCAGAGGCGGCCAUUUUCCACCAGCAGCUAUUUGAGGAGUUGCGGCGCCUGACUCCUCUGUCCUCAGACCCCACAGAGGUCACGGCCGUCGGGGCCGUCGAGUCGUCCUUCAAGUCCUGCGCUGGAGCCAUUAUAGUCCUCACCACCAGCGGCAGGUCGGCACACCUCCUGUCCAGAUAUCGACCCCGCUGUCCUAUCAUUGCAGUCACCAGGAGCCCGCAGGUGGCGCGUCAGUCCCAGCUGCGACGAGGGGUCUUUCCCGUCCUCUUCCACCCUCUGCCUGCCCCCGUCUGGGCCGACGAUGUUGACAACCGUGUCAACUUCGGCAUGGAUAUAGGGAAGGCGAGAGGAUUCCUCAAAACAGGGGACAUGGUGAUAGUGGUGACAGGCUGGAUCCCUGGGUCAGGUCACACCAACAUCAUGAGAGCAGUCAACGUUCAGUAAUGCUGCAAUGACUCACCGCUACUCCAUCAGCUUAUCAGCGAAAGCGGGGUGACAUGACACAACUUGAUAAAGCUUUCCACACCUGUGUCACAUGUUAAACACCACAGCGGGUUUCUAACAUUCCCUAUGGGGGCCGCCUCUCAUGUUUCAAAAGCAAUGACUCCUUAUUAAUAAAACUUGAACUAUUCAUGAAGUAUUCUGCUGUCUUGUGCGUGAUCAGAAUGAAGUGUGUGGGGUUUAGACGUGUCCUGAGAUAAAAAUGAAUACAGCCUCUGCAUAUCUUUAUUGAGUCUGGCCUUCAUUCCAGUCACAGUCUUCAUCUCCGCUGCUGCCAUUCUUUGUUUUAUGAGCACAGAUAUGAGAGAGAGGUGAGGACGCCCGUGGCCUUUUGUCUAUUGAGAUGACCCAGAUGCCACGUCUGCACACGGUUCCUUCAUGAAGUCAUGACAUAGACCUUCAUAGGUCUUUGGAGGGCCUUCAUGAACAUAUUUAUGUAUCAGUCAGUCAGUGUGUGUUUGUUAGCACCAUCCAGUACACUUCAGAGUCGUAUUGUUUCUCGGCCUGUCAAAUGAUUAAAAAUUUGCUGAAA